Molecule: messenger RNA, 528 nt
Organism: Saprolegnia parasitica CBS 223.65
Lineage: Eukaryota; Oomycota; Saprolegniomycetes; Saprolegniales; Saprolegniaceae
Exons: 1
Coding region: 1-528 (175 amino acids)
Source: RefSeq, a predicted model, not a curated record
AUGGCCAAGUACCGGUACACGCCGCCGCCGUCCGAGACGCACCGUCCGCCCGACUCGCUCGCGGGACGCCGACAAGCGGCUACCAUGGCCAACUACGCUUCGUCCCGGCGGAAUUGGCUCUGUGACAACCAAUCGACGACGUCGUCGCAGGCUUGUAUGAGCGUCAAAGCCCACAGCUUUACACCGAUGAGCGCCUACGUCGACGACAACGACCAGCGCGUACCGAAAGCAUAUCCCAUGCACAUGGCGCCUAAUUCGACCGACGACAUUCGUCUGCACCAGUACCGGUCCAAGCACGUGCGCCUCGACCAGACGCACUCAGCUUCCGACAUCCAGCAACGCUAUGCGCUGCUUCGCCGCACGGCAACGUUGGAAGAGAAGCUCUCGACGGCCAUGAGCCGCAUUCCGCGCGACCUCCGUGGCGCGCCCAAGAAGGCACACCCGACGUCGAUGAAGCGCGUCCAGUUCCGCGACGAGUACGUCGAUGCGCCGCCAACGCGAGGGCGGGUGCGCCGGAGCAGCUGCUAA